GUAAUUGUGAUAAGUACCUGAAGGUCUCCAGCAAGGAAAUGACAAAACUGAUGAAAUACAAAGGUUACCUGCCAGACACAGACGCUGCAGGUGAACUAAAAUCUACAGAAGAUGAAGAAGCAGUUGAAGCAGCUGAAAAAAAGAAUGACGUCAGUGGUCGUGAUAGCCCUGAUGAACAGAACUUUAGUGUUUCAUACAAUCCCAACUGCCAGUUGGUGGAUAUUGACAGUGUGAAUGCUGACCUUCUUGAGAUGGAAGGUGGUGCUUCUCUGCAAAUAGAUACAAUUCCUCCUGGAAUUCUGGAAACUGUAAACUUAUUUUACUGUUGCUCCAACUGUGGCAAGAUAUUUUGGGAAGGGUCCCAUUUUCAGCGAGUUAUCUCUCAGUUCAAACAAGCUUUGAAUAUUGCAGACGCCAAAACCUUUUAUGAAGUAUGAUGUAAAAAGGCAACCUUUUAUUUCAAGUAAAACUCUCUCCCAUAAUGGCACUUUUAUUUUUAAACUUUGAAAGGGAUUGUCCAUUUCUUCCUUGGGGUUUGUCUUUUACAAAUCGUCCUGUCACAAAUAAUUGUGUGCCAAGAUUCAUAGCUCAUUUGUAAUACCCAACUCUGCUUAUCUGCAACUAAUCUGUUAAAUGGGUCUAAAGGUGAUUGUGAAGGAUCAGGCGUGGCAUUUACCUUACCAGUGCUAAUUAUCAGAUUGAACGUUUGUGGGUCAGUUAACUGCACAGUUUUACUGUGACACCUAUUAUAUUUCUGUCAUGAAACAUUGUGCAAUAAAGCAUACCUACAUGACGGUCACCAGUGGCUAGGAAUCUACUCAAAUUAAGAGAAAAGUUUAAAACAUUUGAGGUACAAUGUAGCAUGCUGUAUGCAUUUCUCCCUCAAAACAUGCCUUAUGUAUUAUUGCAUGGUCAUACCUUACCAUACCCUCUGACUCCAUCGUUAUUACAAAUCAGUUAUUAAUACAUGGUAGUCAAAACACUAGCACCAUAAGGUUUCUGCCCUGAAAUAGGAAAUAUUCUCUAAUGUGCUUCCAGUUUUUAGUCCGGGUUAGGUGGUGGUGUAGAAUAUGAAUCCUUUUAUCCACUGCCAAACCUGGAUGGUGAAGCACAUCUGUGUUUUUAAUACAGAUUAAACCUAGAGGCUUCUUUUGACUCACUGACUGUCUACCACCCGUGUCACAAUUUACUUCUAGGCCUUCUGUCAAGAUCCUUCAUUUAUAUAAUUUAGUUGUUUUCAUCAUAUUUUGUAGAUUUUUUUUUGGGGGGGGGGCUUCAGAAACAAGAUUCACCAAAGUCCAAAGGUCAGAGGGCUUGAUUGCCACAUUAGAUUUCCUUAGUGUUUAAAAAUAAACAAAUAAAUAAAUAAAAACUGAGCAUAAGUUGCAAAAAAUCAUAGCAUUACCAGUAUGGUACAAUUUUCUUGGAGAUCAUUGUGGCACUUGUCGAUUGUAAGGCAUACUGAAUAUCAAGCUUUGUUGUUUUGUUCUUAUUUGUUCUGUUCCCUCUGUUUUUAAAGCAACAUUAAAACUCCUUUUUUAAA
Protopterus annectens (West African lungfish) is the source of this 1543-nucleotide messenger RNA. RefSeq names its product exonuclease mut-7 homolog. The record is from RefSeq and is a predicted model, not a curated record. NCBI's taxonomy places the organism in Eukaryota, Metazoa, Chordata, Ceratodontiformes, Protopteridae. The transcript has 2 exons. The coding region runs from base 39 to 437 and encodes 132 amino acids.